Molecule: messenger RNA, 429 nt
Organism: Fusarium verticillioides 7600
Lineage: Eukaryota; Fungi; Ascomycota; Sordariomycetes; Hypocreales; Nectriaceae
Exons: 1
Coding region: 1-429 (142 amino acids)
Source: RefSeq, a predicted model, not a curated record
AUGGAGGAGCAGGAGCAUCAGCGCAAAUCAACCCAGAGAAACCGAAGCACGGCCAGCAGACUACCUCAAGAACCCGCCCCAGACCCCUCCAAGGAGCUCAAACAGGCCAUUUGCAAGGGUCAAUCAGUUCCCCGGAGACAAUCCAACUACACAGCAGAGACGCCGCUACAUGUUCCUGCUCUUCGAGCGAUGGCUCUGAUAGAAGAACUUCGCCGUCAAUUAGUGGGAGAUGCGCCAGAGAACACAAGCUAUCUUGGAGUCUUCUACGAGAAGACCACUUUCCACGAUCGGAUCAUACUGAGAGAAGCGAGAGUUAGACCUUGCGGUCGACUUCUUCAUGUGGCGUUACAACGGUUGACCCUCACCCUACCCUCUGAUCUCGGAAUACGAUACUCACUGUCUUUUAUUAGCUCCAAAAGCACCGAGUGA